CGAAGGGUUUAAACAGGCUCCAACUCCCGAUUCUGCUUUAACAAAGGGCGGUGUUUCGCUUCCUGCUAGUCUUUUGUAAAUGUUAUUCUUUCUCUUUGCCUGUUACUUCUAAACGCGCCCGGACGAUGCUAGCCUUUUUUGGGGAAAUAUUAUUCCCACUUUCUAACCCACAGUUGGAGUUUAUCGCCGCGGGGACGGGUCCGAUUUCCCUUUGUUUUGGAAAAAUCUGAACAGAAGAACCAAGAUGCCGAACUGAUGGAUUUGAGCAGGACAGAGACAGAGACCGCAUCGUCUUGGGAAACGGGUCAGUACUCGUGCCUGGCAAGCUGGCCUGCCCUGUUGGUGCCAUGAAAUGUCUUGGGCCCUUGGAUGACCAGCGGCUUGCAUCCCUCCUUGACGUUGCACUCUCUAAGGAAGCCAAGUUAUGGAAAGUGCCUCUUUUCAAGACUUGCAGUUACCAGCAGGAUCCAACUAUCAAUCCACUGCAGCGGGAGCAUGUCGUUCUGUGGCUCAGGGACUUGUGCUCCAAGUUUGGGUAUUACCCUGAGACCUUCUUUUUUGCUGUUAGUAUUCUUGAUCGCCUCUUAGCAUCUGUAAAGGCACAACCAAAGUAUCUUCGUUGCAUUGCCAUUUCCAGCUUGUUCAUCGCAGCCAAAAUCAAUGAGGAAGAUGAGGUCACACUCCUAGUAAAGGACCUCACAGCGAAGAGUGCCAGUGGCUGUUCUACCAAUGAGGUUGUGAGGAUGGAAAGGAUCAUACUGGAGAAACUGCAGUGGGACCUUUACACCGCCACACCAGCAGACUUUUUGAACAUAUUCCACGCCAUGGUGAUGUCCAGCCAGCCCCAUCUCCUCGAGCAGUGGCCUCAGAUGAAGCCUUCUCUCCAUGCCGCGCUCUUAACCAGACAGCUGCAGCACUGCAUGGCCUGCCACCAGUUACUGCAGUUCAGAGGCUCCACGCUUGCCUUAGCGAUCAUCAGCUUGGAAGCAGAAAGAUUGACUCCUGACUGGUUCGCUGUUACAACUGAUCUGCUAAAGAAAACACAGAUUCACAGCUCAGAGUUUAUCUACUGUAGAAACAUUGUGGAACAGCAGUUAUUACCGCCCACAUUGGUCUGGGAUCCCAACACGCUCUAUGUCUUUGAUCCUGCAAGUUCGGUCAUUGAAAGGCAAUGGCGGGGAAGAUUGCUUUACACUCGUUCAGGCAGAUGUGAUUUGAUGUCUGAUUCACUCUCCGGUGGAAAGCUGUGGUCCAGCCAGCGAGCUGCUAUCAGCGACACUAUAGCUCUGGUUAAACCAAAUGAGGCAGAGGCAAGCCCCAUGUACGGAAUGCAGAAUCUCUCCAGAGAUACCAUCACUGCGGCUGCCGAGGGGAUUGGUGACAGCAAGGAUGUUGAUUCCAGCACAGCUAGUUCACAGCUGGUGGAAAACCCUUCACCGUGUCCCCCGCUGCAGCCUGUGGAUGAUGAGUAAGUGGCCAAAAUGGGAGUUAACCAAAUCAUAGAUUCAUUUUUAUUUUAAGAAGUUGUAUAUGUACAAGGGUAAAAUAAAUCCAUUCAGUGACAUAACUGCUCAAACUGGUACAAUCCAUUUCAGGACUGUCAGGAAAUCACAAAGAUUAUUCUCUACUGCCGGGUCUUAGUAACAAAGUCCUUUACCCACCUCCAUCCCAAGGGUUCCAGUAUCUUCUCUAGCCAAGUUUGUAUGUCUUCCAUGGAAUAGUUAUCCCCGUGGUGAAAAUGGUCAGCUAAAUAUUAUAUGCAGAACAUUUAGCUGACAACAAAGAACCAGUACAUUUUUUUUCUUAACCUUUAGGGAGAUUGACCUGUGCCUACACUGUGGGAGGUGGGUAGUUUGUGUUUUGCAGGAUAUCCAUUGAUGUCAACUUCCUGACCCAACAGUACAUUUUUUAGAAUAUUUCCUAGUUUCUACUGGUCCAUAAGGGUUUUGCGUUGGUUUCCAGGGUGAAUGUGGUAUUUGGACUUUGAUACUGAGCAGCUUUGAGUCCAAUGGUUCAGGAAUAUCAUGCCUAGGGAGGCAGCAGGAGGCUUACUCCCCACGAUUAAUCAGUGUGCAGGUUUAAUUGUGCCCCUCCAUGCAAAGUCACUUUAAAUGACCAAGAUUUUCUUCCUCAUCCCUUCUUUACAACUGUUACAUUUCCCACAUUCCACAAUGACACAAUUGUGUAUCUCAAAGUAUUCCUUUACCAUCUCUAUACAUGUCUGAAUGCAAAUUCUCCACAGACCAGCAGAAGCAAGCAAUGAUUUAGAACAUUUUAAAUUGUAUUAUAAAUCAUUACUUGCUACAUAGAAGAGUGUAUAGUUUAAUGGUAGUCCCAGAAAUGGGAUAUACUCUUUUCCACCUGUGAAUAAUCUAGCUUUGGCUAAGAGUCUUCUGUAAACAGCCACUUGCUAGCAGUAUCAUUAUGCACUCAGUAGUUUUAGUGAACUUUAAAUAUUUAAUGCUUAUCAAGCAUGAACAAAAAUACUUCAGAGCUUCCAUGAAGAUGCAAAGUGAUCUAAACUUGCAAUAAUUACUUCAAUUUGGAGAGCAGUUUUAUUGCCAGUGCCCACUUUGAAAGCAAUAUUCUUUAGGCUGGUGCAGAAUUGCCUUGGAUGGCAUCAGCGAUUGCAUUUGUGCAGUAAUUACUUUGUAUCCUGGCUUUUGUACUGCUUUGGCCAACACUGGAAACUUCCAUUGUUCAAACUCCAGCACAAACUAAUAAAAUCUCCUCGACGGACUGCAGAUGUUGGAAUCUGGAGCAAAACAAAUUAUUGGAGAAACUUAGUGUGGGUCAAACAGCAUCUGUGGGAGGAAGGGAAUAGUUGGUUUUGGGUUGAGAUCUUGCAUCAGUCCUGAUUUAGUGCCUCAACCUCAAUCAUUGACCAUUCCUCAUCCUUCCCUCCCCCUCCAACCCCAACGUACCUCCAUCACAGAUGAUGCUUGACACACUGGGUUCGUCCUGCAGCUGGUAUGAGCAAAAUUUUCUGCCUCAUGUUUUAAAAGGAUACAGUGUGCUACCUCCAUCUUGUGGCCAUUGCAGAAAAUAUCUCAUUGUGACUGCAAUGACAUUUUUUUUGGCAUCAUUUGGCCUCCUUGACUCACACACCCAGGAACAUCUGAAUUUAUGUGGUGCAGUCAGUUCUUAAAUGAUAGCAGGAUUUUCAAUUGCUCUUCUGUUAUCAUCUCCCUUGUAUACUUUUAAAGAAAUCCUUGAUGUGCCCAAAAUUUAUUUUUGAGGCUUGUCUUUUUGUUGGAAUCAUUGAAUUGGAUGGAUGGCACCCGUUAGUCUGGCAAGACUAUGGAAAGUCUUGCUUCAGUCUCUCCAGGGCGUAGGCCUGGGCAAGGUUCUAUGGGAGACCAGCAGUUGCCCAAGCAGCAAGUCUCCCCUCUCCAUGCCACCGAUGUUCAAGGGAAGGGCAGGGGCUGAUACAGCUUCAUACCAGUGACAUCGCAGGAGAUGCCAGAGUGAGGUUGAAAGCAAUGUCGGACUGCCUUAGGAACCCCAGCUCCGGAUUUGUCCUCAGGGUUUACUCCUGAAGCCUUUCUCAUAAGUGGGUAUGGCCGCAAGGCAGCGGAGGUUUGAAAUCAGAGUUUUCCCUCUCUUCGAUGGGUUGACGAGCUCCAUCUACUCAAAAACAUUCAAUUCUGAAAAAUGUAAAUCUUUCUUUCAAUGGCUAAAGAGCUCAAGUCCAAUCCAUAUUUUUUCAUCACAAACUUAACAUUGUUAAUUGCUAUUCUAUACGUCCAGUGGCUAGAAAUGUGCAGUUUACAGGAUGCAGUCUGUCUUGAGCCAAGAUUAGAAGAUUAGCUUUAUUUUGCACACGUUAAUUGAAACAUACAGUGAAAUGCAUCGUUUGCAUCAAGUCAGCAAAGGAUUGUGCUGGGCAGGUGUUGCCAUGGUUCCGGCACCAACAAAACAUUGUCCAGAUGUCACUAACCCUAACUGUAAUUCCUUGGAAUGUGGAAGGAAACUGGAGUACCUGGUGGAAACUUAGUCACAGGGAGAAUGUACAAAUUCCUUACAGGCAGCAGCAGGAAUUGAAUCUUUUUUGAUGAUUGCUGGUGCUGUAAAGCGAUGGGUGUUAUGCUUCCGUGCUGCCCAAGUACCUGAUCCCAAUGGUUUGAAAAUACACCAAUAUUCUACGUGCCUUAACUUGUCAAUUAACCAUCCACCUUUGGUACACCAUAAUUCACAUUAUAAAGUUACAGAUCAAUUUUGCCUGUGUGUUUCAAGCUGUUUCAGAAUCCCAUGCCAGUUAAAGCUGAGAGUUUCAAAUCUUCACAAUAGUAAAUAAACCAAAGAAAUAUUUUAAAUUUAUUUGCGCGAAGCUCAAAAAUUCACAGCAUUGAAACUAAAUUUAACUCCUUUAAGAGGAAAUAGUAGAAUAUUAUAUUUGUUCACAGUCAAAUGUAACUGGAACAAAUGAUUAGAGGAGAAAGUCCUACUGCUUUAAUCAAAAAAUGUUAUAAAAUAAACCGUGCACUUAAUGAGUCAAUGUCCUGAAAACCGAUGGAUAAUUCCAUUUAAUGCCAUUGACAUUUUGGAAUCUUUUAAUAAAAUGUGCAAUUCUUACCUUUUCAAUAGAAGUUUUAGAAAUUUUCUGAACUGUAGCAGGCACGAUAUUCAUAGAAGAUUAUUAAACGACAACAGCCGUCAUUGAAAUACCUAAAGUUCUAUACAGUAAAAUUCAGGGGAGGGGGAAUUUGAUAAAUUACUAUUGGCUAUCAAUAUUACAAUUAGUGACAGAAAUGUCAUUUCACAGAAUGGCAUUACCAAUAAUAAUGAUUAUAAGAUUAUAAUUUUAAAAAAUCAAAUCUUACAUCUAUAUGCAUUUCCCACGACUUACUGUUAUAUAUUCUGACACUCUCAUUUAUAAUAACAAUUAUCAAAGAAUGGAUACCACAGAUCAUGUUGACCAUGAUCUCAUCAAGUGGCAAAGGGGUGACAUGGGCUCCUGGGAUUCUGAAGUAAACUGAACUUGAGAAAUACUUCUCAAUACUUUUGAGCUCCUCAGCCUAUAUUGCAGUGGCAGCUUGUGAUCCUGUUACCCAAAUUGCAUGUAAUUGCAAUUUUUCUUUGUAUUCUGUUUUUUCUAUUAACCAUUGUAAUGGUCUUAAUUUGCUACGCAUGACACAUUCAAUUGGUAUGUUAUUCAUUUGUAAUUAUAGGCCUACAGAAAAUGCUCAAGUAAAUGCUUCUGCAAAGUUUUAGUAAAAGAGAAUUAAUCUGACAUAGCAUUCUGAAAUUUCUCAUACUGUAAUUAUUAUUUACAGAAUUUUCUGAGCACAUUAAGAAAAUUAAUUUAUCCAGCAUGUAACCUAACAUCGGGGGCAGAAACAAAUUAAACAGCUGUUUUCUUUCUCACUUUAUGAAUUGUUUAGUCACUCUGGUGACUGGGUAGAGGUAAUCUGUACAGUAAUGAAGAUGUGUGCAAGAUUCAUCAUUUCUAUGUUUCAAAGGCAGCUAAUAGAGGUACUACUACAAUAGACAUGUUUCAAGCUAUUUGUGUAAAACUACUAAGAAUAUGCCUUAGAUUGGGUGUUCCCUUUCAGAGGAAAACCCUAUUGACAAAACCUCACAGUUGUGCGAAAAAUACAGCGGAUUAAAGUGCCCUCAGUGGUUAUAAAUGCUAUAUAUUUUAUUGGAAAAUGUACAACUUUUCUGUGGUAGGACCAAAAACUUCCUAUAAAAGCAAAAUAAGCUUUAGCAUCCUUUUAAAUACUGUGAUAUUUAAAACUAUUUAAGCAUAACAAGUAUUUUGUAUUCCUGACAGUUUCUGCACUAAUUUUACUGUUAAGAGUACAAGUCUCGGCACUCUCCAUUUUAGUAAAUGUGUUUUAUUCUGUAUUCAUAUUUUAAGUUAACAUUGAGCAGGUGAUACUGAGCAAAAUACUGGAAGCUCUUUGCUGCUCUUUGAGGAACUCUUAUCCAGCUCCUGUACAAUUUGAACAAAAUGUUUAUAGAUUUAUUUGAACUAAAUAAAACUGAUAUUUUGAGAA
Molecule: messenger RNA, 6002 nt
Organism: Hypanus sabinus (Atlantic stingray)
Lineage: Eukaryota; Metazoa; Chordata; Chondrichthyes; Myliobatiformes; Dasyatidae
Product: cyclin-I-like
Exons: 7
Coding region: 348-1472 (374 amino acids)
Biological process (GO): mitotic cell cycle phase transition; regulation of cyclin-dependent protein serine/threonine kinase activity
Cellular component (GO): cytoplasm; nucleus; cyclin-dependent protein kinase holoenzyme complex
Molecular function (GO): cyclin-dependent protein serine/threonine kinase regulator activity
Source: RefSeq, a predicted model, not a curated record